This is a messenger RNA of Trypanosoma conorhini, 1017 nucleotides long. RefSeq lists its product as uncharacterized. Lineage: Eukaryota; Euglenozoa; Kinetoplastea; Trypanosomatida; Trypanosomatidae. The transcript has a single exon. The record is from RefSeq and is a predicted model, not a curated record. The coding region runs from base 1 to 1017 and encodes 338 amino acids.
AUGCGCCACAGAGUGCCGUCGUGCGUGUUUCACCGACACGAGGUGCCAGACACGAGCGAGUACAUGUGCGCGUUUGCAGAGUUGGCGGAGGUCCGUCAGGCGCUUGGCCUGCAGGAGAAACCGACGGCCGCAGUACCAGGCAUUCACCCCGCCAGCCUCGCGUUGCGCGAGUCAGUCUCCAUGAUUCUCUCGCACGCCGAUUACACCUCCCUCACCCGCUGCCACACGGUUGAAGGGCUCACAGAAGAGCGGGCGGUUGCGUUCUGGGAACAUGCCACAAUGUUUGCCGCGGAACAUAUACUGAACUCUGCCAGUGCCUCAUUGCGGCGUGGCACGCCUGUGAUGGGAGUCUUCAUCACGCGGAACGCCCCGGCGGACUUUGCCGUGGGCCUCAUCACACAGGGCACAUUACGAGACCAACGUUUGCAGGAUGCGCUCGCUCGGUUCUCCGCUCCGCACACGCUGGCGAAGGUGCACGCGGAGCUCCCCCUCUGCGCCGCCCACCGUGCGGCGACGCUGCGGCUGUGGUGGGAGCCACGGGCAGAGCGUGUGACCCCGAACCGUGUCAUGCCCCCAAUGAAAGUAAUUAUAGAGCAGCAACUGCGGCUGGAUGAAGCCCAAUUGAGCGGCUAUGCUGCGGUGAGCGUAUUUCUUUGUCGUCCUGCGGCGGCACAGCUUUGCGGCUCCACGCGGAAACUCUUGAUUGACGCCGCUGCAGUUGCUCCCGAGAAGACCGCGGCCCCUGCUGCCGACAGGAAAAGGGAGAAAAGGAAGAAAAGGUCUGCCGCAUUUGCGCUGGAUGACCCGCAUGGUGCCGCCCGCUGCCGGGAGCAGGAGCAGGAGCAGCAGCGGCGGCGGCGUACGGUUGUCCUGCACUUUGACGAUCUCUCCGUCCUCGAGGAGGGCGAGCACCUCAUCGGCGUGGAGGUGGAGAGGCUGCCGUCGUACAAGGCGUUUGUCCCUGCGCUCUACGGCCACUUGGCUCCUUUUCUCGUGGUGGCUCAUGAGGAUGCCUAA